AAAGGUUAGGAAGGACAGAGGAUUUCUUUGCCUGUGGCAGUUAUUUAGAUUUUAUUUGAGUCUGCCUAGUCUCAGAAAUUCUUGAGCGGAUUACAGUUCAUGUAAAGCAUGUAAAAUAACCAACUAAUAUUAGCAAAAUGGGCAAUAAUACUACAUUGUAGUGUGUUGAGUCACUAUCUGGACACACAUCAAACUGUUCACAAGAUUGGUUCAAUAUGUCUUAAUUGACUUCAACAAGCAAAGAUGGUCAAAUGAAUGCUCCUUGGGUAAGCAGGAGAAAGGCAUUAGGGAGAAUGGCAUUGUGCAGAAGAAGGAAAGACAAAGCCACAUUCAGAAAUAAAUUUUGGAGUUUUGGGGUGGGGACUUACACCGUUAUAUAUUUCUUCAAGUUGUUGCUUAUAGAUACAGUAAGCUACAGUGGCUGCUUAGUCAAAGUUGACCUUCAAAUGUUUAUGUUUUCUGUAGGCAUCAAAUGUGGUGGUGUCCUCUCAGCGCCACAUGGCAAUGUCUCAAGCCCGAAUUUCCCUGGACUCUACCCAUACGAUACAGAUUGCAUGUGGCUCAUAGUGGUAACAGAAGGGUCCUCUGUUCUUCUCACCUUUCAUCACUUUGACUUGGAAUACCAUGACAACUGCGAAUUUGACUACCUCAUGAUUUACAACGGGAUCUCGGAAGACCAAGGCAAUCUCCUAGGAAAAUUCUGUGGCCAAGUUUUCCCUCCACCAUUUACCUCAUCUUGGAACAUCAUGACUGUAAUAUUCCACUCGGAUAACCAUGUGGCCAGCCAGGGAUUCUCUGCAGUUUACCAAAAAGAUGUUUGUGGGGGGGUGCUCACCGGCCUCUCGGGAUCAAUAACAAGCCCUGAUUACCCAGAGAAUUACCCCAACAAUGCCGAAUGCCAUUGGGUCAUCCAGGCAACUUCGAAUUCUGUCAUCAAACUGAUUUUUGUGGACUUCCAGAUGGAAAACAGUGAGCAGUGCAAUUUUGAUUAUGUGGCCAUCUUUGAUGGGCCAACUAUGGGGGAUACACUCCUUGGUCACUUUUGUGGGCAUGUGAAGCCUCCAGACAUCUCUUCUGCACAGGAACUGCUGGUUGUGUUCAAAUCAGACUUUAACAUUGCAGGCAGAGGCUUCAAAGCAUAUUUCUUUUCAGGUGCAUGUCAGGAGGUGUACACAGCCGUCAAAGGAAAUUUCUCCAGUCCUCAGUAUCCCAACUAUUACCCCAAUAAUAUCAAGUGUCACUGGGCCAUCCAGCUGCCCCCAGGAUAUCGAAUCAAAGUCUUCUUCCUGGACUUGGAUCUGGAGGGGCGGAACAGCCUGACAGAUGGCUGUGAUUAUGACCAUCUGGCUGCGUUUGAUGGAGGCACCGAGAAGGCGUCUCUGCUGGGGAAGUGGUGUGGGAGAGAAAUGCUGUCUCCUAUUAUAUCCAGUAGAAACAAGCUGCUAUUGGUCCUUCACACAGACAGGAACACAGCCAACCGAGGUUUCUCUGUUGCAUACAUCGGAGCGAGCAGAGUGCCGGGCGCCCAGCAGCGCUGCCGGACUGCGAGAGGCCAGGCGCAGCACAGCGCGCCUCCUCGCCGCCGCGCCCCGCUCUCGCCGCCCGACUCGCCCGCCUCCUCCAGCAUCUGCGGCACACGAGGACUCUCACGCCACUCGUGUGCGGAAUGGCUGCCAGCUAUCUUUGUCAGCCUAGCACCAGCGGACAGAGUUUCCGAUCCAAGCAUACCCACACAGUCACUGGCUCAGUUGGAGAGGAAUAAGAUAUAUUUAGGAAUCCCGUCCUGCCCUGCACAAGUGGUUGGCUUGAAUUUUAGGAUACAUGCAAGGUUUGAAACCUGUGGUACAGAACCGCAGAAAAGAAACAACACGUCUGUUAUUGUCAGCAUCCUGUAUAUUGACUUUUCAGAUGGAAAUCAGGAGGACAUUCACCAAUAUGAAGUGCAGUGCGAACCCAAAAGGAAAGAGGCCUCUGUGAAUCUUAUCUCUGGCUCUGAUCCCUACAGACUGAACCAGUAUGCAGAGAACCUGGUGGAGUCCCAACAGCAGGAUAUGGAGGCGGCAGACGUCUACGAGAGCAAGGGCCAGGACACCAGCGACAUUGUUUUCAUCAGCAUCUGUAUUCUUGCUGGGGUUCUCAUGAUCAUUGCUAUUGUCGGGUUAGUCUUGUUAUAGGGAUCCAGCCUUUCGGACACCUAUCCUCUUGGCAUUCCUUCCAUGUCAGCUACUCAAUGAGACUCACAUGAGAGGCAGCUUGUUCUGGAGCUGGGUUAAAAUGCUCACUUAUAGUGGCAACUCACCACAUCAGGCUAGCCUUGUCCCAUGCCAGUUUAGAUCUGAACAGGACUCCUGAGGUUUUGCUCAAAAUCACACGCUUAGAGUGUAUCUGCGCCAGCAUACCUUCUUAAUACUCGUUUUCAUUUAAUGUAAAUUUGCCCUCAUUUUCCCAGAACUAAUCUUCGUUGGUGGCAAGGGGAAAUUAUAGGUAUAAAAGGAGAAUUCCUGGAUGCCAAGAUCGAAGUUUGGGGCAAGUAUUUUUUGGUGAGAGAAUCCCAGCAGAGAUUUAUAAUCACAAAACAUGCAGCAAAGUGUGGGCGGGGGGAAGGCUGUUAGAUAUUUAAAAUACACCCUUGUGAGUUCCAAAAUGGUCCCUUUCCCCUCAGCAUAGAAAAAGAUCACAUGUUUGGUACAUUAAAAAUGGGUUUACUUACAAACACUUCAAUUGGUUUACUUACAAACGUGUCAGAUUCAUGUGCUUUUCCAUACAUCAUUCGGAAAACAUAGGCAGUAAAACUUGACUUAAUUACAGUGAUGAAAGUUCCUAAAUUAUUGGUACAGGAACACAAGAUUGGCUUGUUAGAGCCAUGCAGUCUCCGCUUGGAGCAACCAGCUCAGACCUCACAUGUUGAGCUUCUCAGGCAGGUUGGGAGAGAACAAUAGGUUUGAUUACCUUCCUCCCAAGGUGAGGGGGUGUGACCUAGCUAAGCCUGGCGUGUUGGGUUGCUCUGUGGUUUUAACACCUUCAUGCAUUAAUUAGACUUAAGCAUGUUGAUUAUAUGAGGCUGAGAAAUUUUGUAUGAAUAUGUGAUCACCUCAGAAUAAUUGUGGGUUUCUGGGGACUUCAAAAAAAUAGUACUGCUUAUGCACAAUUACUUCUGUGCACUCAUGUCAUCAUACACAUCAAUAAUUUUGAAGCAGUAUGCAGAAGAGAUGGGUGUGAAGAGGUAUACUUUAACACUGAAAAAGGCAAUCUCAAUAUUAGGAGUAGGAUAUGAAAAUCAAACAGCAAGUAAGGUGUAUGCCUUCACAUAAACUGCCCUAUGGCGUGUCCCUGUUUAAAAUUCUAUGUUCAGUUCUCUCACCCCAUCUCUAAAAGGGUAUGGUAGAGGUGGAAAAGAUACAAAAUGGAGAAACUAAAAUGAUUAGGAGAGAUGGAGCACCUUCCCUUAUGGAGAAAAGCUUAAGAAGACGGAGAAUCUUAAUGUUGCUUUAAAGAGUGGCGUGACACUUGAACUGCUCUUUAACCAUCCUGCUUGUGUGAAGAAACUAGUGAUUAAAGAACAUUAACAAGUAACUAAUCCACAUUAAGAGAUCUUGAGUGUGUACUCUUGUCUCCUUUGAGAAGAUAUCACACUGCUUAUGGAAUAGUGGAAAAAUCACAGCAGCCUGUAAGAGACUUUGCAGCAGAAGUAUUAUAGUUCCUUAGCAUCUUGAUAACCUAUAAGCCAGAUGCUUUUGUACCCAUUAGGAGCAGAGGGUUGGUGUGCUCAUAUGCCAAGGGUAGGGUGAGGAACCCACAGUUUGUUCAUACUACAUAUUGCCCUUUAGACUUAAGAAGUCAGCCUCUGACAUGAUGAAAAACUUUUAGAGUCUUGAAAUAAUUCAGAGCCAGUAUUCCAUCUCUCUUCUUAAAGAAAAAAGAUGCACAUCAAUUCUUCCCUUUCUUAAUAAAAAAUCUAGCUUUGUUUUUUUGAAAAAUGUUUUUUUCCAACCAUCUAGCUGUCUUCCAUUUAAAACCAUAAAGCAAAUUUAAAUAUUCCUGGGACAAAUCCAAAAGCUGGUUUUUAAAUUAACAAGUUUAUGAGUACAAAUCACCUGGGGCAGAACUAGACUCGUGGUUUAUAACGUUAAGGAAUGAUUUUCAUAAUGUAGAUGGACACAUUACAUUUUGCUUGUAAUGUUCAUAAUGUGUUAUUAAAAUUUGACACCAGAGGACGCUGCAGAGCAACGAGGAACCAGCAGUAGGGAAACUGUGUUUUGACGGAUAAAAACAAGGCAAGGAACAUUUUAAAUUUACCAGUAUGCCCUGUGACGUUUUAGAACGAUCUAUCUAAUACCAUUCCAAUAACGGUUAAAAGGUCAGUGUGGAUCCAGCCCUGGAAUCCUAUACCCUGUUGAAAGAAAUAAGUGCUGAUCAAGUGUGUAGGUCCCCUUAUGGGAUUUUAGCAUAUGUACCUGUAAAACAGGAGCAGACAGAAGUUAAGCCUUCUUAAUAUUUUUGUCCUGGUAGUGAUUUUGCCUUGCAUGGGCAAUGUUAGCAAACAUAUUUUUUGUUUUAAGCUUCAAAAGGUCAUGAGUUCACAAUUCUCUGAUUACAUGCAAUACUCAGAUAUUUAAAUAACCACUUCUUAGCACAUGAUAUUUCAUGAUAAAUUCAUGAAGUUCUCCUUAAAUGAUUUCCACAGAGUGCCUAUUUGAGCAAGUUGGUUUCACUUUUAAAUGACCAAGAGAGACAGCUAUGGCAAGCCUUCAAGCGCUUUAUUUCUGAAAUGUUGCACAUACAGUGCUUUGCCACCUUCAGUCUCUUGAUGCUGCUCAUAGCUUCUUAAACCUAGCAAGGGAAACCAAUAACCAUUGUACUAACAGUGGGGGACUGGCUAUGGCAUAAUUACAAGUGAUAGGUUCCCCCAUUCUGCUCCUUGAAAAUUCUGUACUACAGAAAAUCUCAGAGACAGGACAGAAUAAGUUGAAUGCUGUCUGAAUUUGUAUGAGAAUGCAUGAAUUGUAGAGAAGAGAUAGUUGUUUCUGGGUCAAAAGCAUGGGAAACCUCAAUAUAAUUCAUUGUCCUUUAAUCUGGCUGCACCAAGAAAGCCACAUCAGACAAAGCAAUAUUCCUCUACUUGCCUUUACCAGAACUCUUAACUUCCAUUUACUCCUUUUAAGUCACUAAGAAUAUUAAGUUUCGUGAAUACAGUAGCUGACUUCUUGAUUCCCUAUUCUUAGUUGUAAAGCCACUUCAGGGUCCUUUCCCAAAAUUCUCAAAAGUUUAUUUCCAAAAGUUACAUAUAUGUGAUCCUACUAUGAUGUAAAAACAUCUCAAAAUAAACCUUGUGUCCAAACAUGG
This is a messenger RNA of Podarcis muralis (Common wall lizard), 5343 nucleotides long. The record is from RefSeq and is a predicted model, not a curated record. Lineage: Eukaryota; Metazoa; Chordata; Lepidosauria; Squamata; Lacertidae.